UAAAUACCCAUGUUUAUGUUACCUUGUUAAUUUUUGUACCUACUUCUGAUAUAUUUUAUAAAGAACAAAUCGAGGAGACAGACAUUUAUACUGAAUCAAAAAGCACCUUAGUUAGAAGAAAGGUACUGACUUUCUCUCUGUCUCUCAGAUUUCGGAAGGAAUUGUGGACAAGGAAACAAUGGGAUCGAUUGCAAAGCAAGGAUUGAAGAAGUUCAUGUUGCAACUUCAGCAACAUCCCCUGAGAACAAAGGCGAUUAUGGCAGCUGUGUUAACAGCGAUCAGUGACAUAGUUUCACAGAAGCUCUCUGGCAUACAGAAGCUUCAACUGAGACGUUUGCUACUCAAAGUGAUUUUAGGUUUUGCUUAUUUUGGACCUUUCGGGCAUUUCCUGCAUAUGCAACUGGAGAAAAUUUUCAAGGAGAAGAAGGACCCUAAAACGGUAGCCAAGAAGGUUCUUGUGGAGCAAUUGACAUCUGCUCCUUUGAACACCCUGCUUUUCAUGAUUUACCUUGGUGUGGUUAUUGAAAGAAGGCCUUGGGUGGAUGUGAAAGCUAAAAUCAAGAAGGAAUACCCUACAGUGAUGUUUACAUCAUGGACGUUCUGGCCAGUUGUGGGUUAUAUAAACCAUAUGUACAUGCCGCUGCAAUUCCGUGUUGUUUUCCAGAUUGCUGUGUCAUUAUUCUGGGGAAUAUUUCUGAAUCUGCGAGCGAGAUCAACGAGACUGACUAAUUCAUCAAAGACUAAAUAAACUAGAGAUAUGUAGAUUCUGCGCGCUAUCAAGACUUUUUGGACCGGAUUUGUUUCUUCAAUGGUGAAAAAUAUCAAGACUUUUUUGUUCUUGCACUGAACAAAAUUACGCGUGAGGAAUAUAGCUGCUCAAAGAUCAGUUCUUUUGGACCAGAUUUGUUUCUUCAAUGGUGCAUGUGAAUCAUGGAUUUAGAUUUGUUAAGUUUGGUUAUCUUUUGUUCUAUUCACCACCUUUUUUACAUUUAUAGAUAAACUGUCUUGGUUUGAACAC
Molecule: messenger RNA, 1018 nt
Organism: Tripterygium wilfordii
Lineage: Eukaryota; Viridiplantae; Streptophyta; Magnoliopsida; Celastrales; Celastraceae
Product: peroxisomal membrane protein PMP22-like
Exons: 8
Coding region: 179-748 (189 amino acids)
Cellular component (GO): membrane; cytoplasm
Source: RefSeq, a predicted model, not a curated record